AUGCAGACUGCUUCUACAGACAUUUGUGAAUGAGAUGGGUCGCUCUCAGGAGCUCAGCGAAUUCAGGCAUGGUACCGUGAUGGGUUGCCACCUGUGCAAUAAGUCCAUCCGUGAAACUUCCUUGCUUCUAAAUAUUCCACGGUCAACUGUUAAUGGUAUUAUAACAAAGUGGAAGCAACUGAGAACAACAGCAACUCAGCCACAAAGUGAGUGGGUCAGCUCAUGCUGAAGCGCACAGUGCGCAGAAGUCACCAACUGCCUGCAGAGUCAAUAGCUAAAGACCUCCAAACUUUAUGUGGCUUUCAGAUUAGCAGCACAACAACAGAGUGUAGAGAGCUUCAUGGAAUAGUAGUCCAGUGGC
Staurois parvus is the source of this 361-nucleotide messenger RNA. Lineage: Eukaryota; Metazoa; Chordata; Amphibia; Anura; Ranidae. The record is from the annotation of a GenBank genome assembly.